Messenger RNA from Salvelinus fontinalis (brook trout), 3862 nucleotides. Its product is annotated as fibroblast growth factor 18-like. Gene Ontology annotation, molecular function: type 1 fibroblast growth factor receptor binding; growth factor activity; type 2 fibroblast growth factor receptor binding. Gene Ontology annotation, biological process: animal organ morphogenesis; positive regulation of protein phosphorylation; regulation of cell migration. The transcript has 5 exons. The record is from RefSeq and is a predicted model, not a curated record. NCBI's taxonomy places the organism in Eukaryota, Metazoa, Chordata, Actinopteri, Salmoniformes, Salmonidae. Bases 1444 to 2073 code for a protein of 209 amino acids. Gene Ontology annotation, cellular component: cytoplasm.
UUUGUGCCUGCCGACUGAUUCGCCUAUCCCAUACAGCAAUCCCAUCCACGGCAAAGACACGCUUUUUGCGGAAGGAAAAUCUUUUCUUCUUUUUUUAAAGCGAAAACCAACAUACAUGUUGGAGCUGGAGAAAAGCCGCAGCUGUGUCCUUUUUGUGUUUUCCUCUCGCCACUGAUUGAAAGAAGGAAGCAGAGAGAGAGAGGGAGAGAAGGUGCGGGUUCUGGGGUCGAUUUGUCAAUGUGAUUAGGUAAACGUCGUUUCAAGUGCACGCAUUCACUUGACCUUUAUCUCUUUCUCAACAGAAGUAGACCCGUUUCUUCUGUUCUGCAACGCGCGGAUCCUUGAACACAUAUACACGUAUACACGUUGUUGUUUUUUCAGGAAAACUGCUAACUUUCUAUUUAAACAUAAAAAUAUCAGAGAGCUUUUUUUCCCCUUCAAACAGUUUCGAGGUGAUGUAAUCGUUCUGUGUUUUGGUUGGUAUUGUGUCGGAGCUCUGGGAGGACUGCAGCCAGGCAACUUGCGGCUGAGACAGACGGGGAAGUCAGGGAAAUCAGGUGCAGAGAGCGGCUUUCAUUUCCGUGCUGUCGCGGGUGGCUGGGUCCGCCACCCAGUCACAGCUGUUCCCAUCCUCUCCAAUUCCCCCUCCCUCUAUCACUACAUCCCUCCUCUCUCUCACUCCCCCUCACCUCUUCCCUUUCAUUCAACUCUCUCCAUCUCCCUCUGAGCUGGACCGCUCCGUGCUUUUCUCCACUCUACUGGACACUGUUGUUCGGUGUCCCCCGGGCCAGAGACUUCGUGACCCAUCGUGCGGUAGUAGCCAUGACCGAGCCCGCCCUGCAGCACCCGGCGCCCGCAGAGCCCCCUACUCCACGCCGCCCUCGCCUCCAGCCCGUCCAGGUACCCCGCCUCCCACAGCGCCUUACCUUGCCUCGCAGGGACUAGAGACCUCUUUCUGCGUCUCAUAUCUUCAAAUUCGUCUAAUGUGGAAUUCUCUCAGAAGAAAGUUAUUGACCUAGUAUAAGCCUUAUUGUAGCACCAAAACACCAGGACGAACGUGAAUUACACAUAACGUAGCGGGGGAGUCGAUUGGACUUCAGCAGCUGUCAGCCGUGACGGCGCUUUCACCUGUUCCUCUCAAGCCCGGAGGCUACAGCUGUUUGAUGCCCUAACCUCUCCCCGCGCUCCGCCCCUCCCCGCGCUCCACCAGCCAUAGUGACAGCCAAGAAAGGUAGCCCUCUGGUCACAGUGGCACGGCCACCCCGCCCCGCCACACCCCACCCACCGCAAGCCGAUGCCAACGAGAGUGUCUGCUGACUCUUUGACCCUCCACUCCAUCCAACGGAUUAUAAACACACAAGUGAACUCUCCGGACUGUCGGACCGGCUCUGACCGACAAGGAGACUGACUCUGGGCGAAGUUCCGUAGUGGAGGGGGGAAGAGAUGCGGUCCCUUCUCUCCACGCUCGCUGUCUUAUGUAUCCAGAUGUUGCUGGUGAUGUGCAAUCCAUUGCAGCAGGUGUUUGGCGUGGAUGGGGUUAACUUCAGCGUGCACGUGGAGAACCAGACCCGGGUGAGAGACGCUAUGAGCCGGCGGCACCACCGGGUCUACCAGCUCUACAGCCGCACCAGCGGCAAACACGUCCAGGUGCUGGGUAGACGCAUCAGUGCCCGCGGAGAGGACGGAGACAAAUAUGCCCAGCUUGUAGUGGAGGCUGACACCUUUGGUAGCCAGGUGAGAAUCCGCGGCAAAGAGACCAACUUCUACCUGUGCAUGAACCGCCGCGGCAAGCUGGUGGGAAAGAAGGCCAGUAAUAAAAGUGAAGACUGCGUUUUUGUAGAAAAGGUUCUGGAGAACCACUACACCGCACUAAUGUCGGCGCGAUACACCGGCUGGUACGUGGGCUUCACCAAGCGGGGGCGCCCUCGCCGCGGCCCCCACACGCUGCCCAACCAGCAGGACGUCCACUUUAUGAAGCGCUUCCCACCCGGGGAGUACCCCGAAACCACGCCCUUCCGCUUCACAACGGUCAACAAGAGGAGUAAGAGGGUCCGUGCCCCUGGGACCCGCUAGCAGAUAACGGCUAGCAUCCAUCUACUGCCCAUUGCCUGUACCUGUUUAUCCAAUAACCACUAAUGGGAUAACAUUGACCCUUCCUCUGGACUUUAAUACAUGAUAAGUGGCUAAUUAGCGCAAUUGGACCCGGCUAACAUCCACUGCACCUGUUCCUGAAGCUAAUAGAUAAUGGACCAGUGCUACACAAACACUCCUUACCACCUGACCCCACCUACUGGGACAACAUGUACUCUGCUCCAGACCCUGGCUGGUAGGCCUACUAACUGGGCUAGUACCACAGUACACGCACUAACUUGACACUUGUCCCUACUAGCUGUCACUGCCCCAGGCUUCACUAUUUCUAUCCAUUGACUGAAGGCCACUAAUAAUAACUUUAUUUGUAAAGCGCUUUUCAAUACAAGUAACAAAGUGCUUCACAUCAUAAAAUAAUCAAAUGAAAGUACUAACAAAAUAGAACAAGCCUAUAGCCCUGCUACUAGCCCGUCGAGGAAGGCCCAGAAGCUAUGACAAGGCCCCUGAAAGGUAGCUAAACUGACGCCCAGGCUUUCCACCUUAUGUAGGCCUCGUUUCCCUCCAACCCCACGCUUGAACAGAACGGUGCUAUUGCACUGUCCCUUAGCAGUGGCCAGUUAAGCUCUGCUUUAGAACAAACAUACGAAAACUGGUCACUUGGCUGGUUUAGCACGCAUCUCUGCGUUAAGGUAAAUGUGAUUGCUCUGAUAAAACAAGAAUGACUUCAGUGUGUUUAAACUCCUUAAACUCCGUUUGAGGGUUAAAAUGUAGCUAAGCUAGCGACACUGCAAUAGCCCCAACCUUUUUCACAGACUUGGACCAGAGCAGCUAUCCAACACUGUCCAGGACUGGAUGAUCGCCAUUGAUGGACCGAAAGACAGCGAGACGAGAGACAGACAGAAGGAAGGACCGACGGACAGACUGACAGAGAGGGGGACAGACAGGGGGGACAGACUGGAGGUCUAUGGGACAGUGGCACCAUGAGAGAAACAGUGGAGCAACAGGUGGACAAACAGGAAACAGGAAACAGGAAGAGGAACACAGGAAGUCAGUGGAGUGGAGAUCAAGCCACAGAACAGAACAGGCCAGAAUGGCACCGUGGUGGAAUGGAUGGACUGCUUUGGACGCACUUCUCUCUGUCUCACCCCCCUGGCGAGGAGAAUCUGUGUGAAUGAACGUAUGUAUAUUGUGUGAGUGUAUGUGUCAGUGUAAGGGCACCAAAGACCAUUUGUGAAGCUGUUUGGGGGGAAUCUGCAGAGUGACUAGAUUAGCCCUGUAUAACCUCCCCCAACAACUCACUAAAGGGACUGAAGCUUUAAGAACCAGAAUGUACAAACCAAGCUGCACCAAAAAUAAACAAACUCUAAUGACCACCAAAGACAACUGGAGACCAGCAACAUAUCAACUCCCCAAGUCCCAACCCCAGGACAGAAUUCUCUCUUCUUAUAGGACCAGAGGGUGAUGACGGUGGCAUGGGGCGAGGGUGCCUUCUCUUCAUAUUAGCGUUGCUAUAGAAACGACCCAGGGGAUGACGCUCCUGUGCGAUACCAUGGAUACAGAAUGCUGCUACCAGGACAUUCAGUAAAGCACCAAAGUCUCAUACACAAAAUAUUAAAGGGAACAAUUUAUUAAAAGUUAUAUAUAUAAAGAUGACAAAAAAAACGAAAUAAGCAAUCUUACUAUGAUUGUCACUAUAAUUGUUAUUAUUAUUAUAAAAUUAUUUUCAUUUAUUUAUUUCAGCUCUGUUUGCAGAAGUCAUUCUAAAGUCAGUAAA